Molecule: messenger RNA, 2790 nt
Organism: Tripterygium wilfordii
Lineage: Eukaryota; Viridiplantae; Streptophyta; Magnoliopsida; Celastrales; Celastraceae
Product: protein phosphatase 2C 53-like
Exons: 4
Coding region: 798-2447 (549 amino acids)
Biological process (GO): protein dephosphorylation
Molecular function (GO): cation binding; protein serine/threonine phosphatase activity
Source: RefSeq, a predicted model, not a curated record
AUUUCUUGCUUGCUUGCUCUUCCAACUCCACAAACACCCACAAACAUAGCUAUUCCCAUUUUUUUUUAAGGGAAAGAAUCAGCAGAGCAAGAGCUAGUGAUAAAAUUGAAAAGCUGACCCUGUUUUGUUUUUCAAUUUGUAAGUAAACCCAUGCAAUCAAUCUUCUUUCUUCUGUGUGUUUUUUUUUGUUUCCAGUGAGAGUGAGAGUAGGAAGAGAGAAUUGACAAUGUUUUGGUUGUGACUUGUUGUUCUACUUCCUUCUUUUCUUUAUUAUGCUUAUUAAUUGUGACAAUUAUUUGAGAGAGCGAGCAAGCUAACAGACGAGAGGCUGUGAUUGGUUACCUCAGAUCCAGGGAACUGUCACUGUAAUUUGUGAAAAAGGGUUCCUGUGAUUCCUUUGGGACUUUAGCUUUCUGGGUGUUCUUUCUCAUGACCUAUGUAUUUAUAUUUCUUUCUUGCGUUAGAUAAGGAGUUGGUUUCAAAUAUUCAUAUUUGAUUUGUAUAUGAAUUUGGAAAAUUUCUUGUCUUAUAUUUUGUGGAUUUGAAGUUAUUUUCUGGCUCACUGUCGUUGAUGGAAGUAAGUAGUUUCCUCAAAAGGGAAGUUUGGAUUCAUUGUUGUCAUCAGAUCUGACUGUUCAUAUCCCUUUCACAACCUUUUCAGUCACCCAUGCCUUGCAUCUCACGAUUCUGCUUCCUCUUCUGGUAAGAUUGAGUUGUUUCCAAGCAUGGGAAUUAGUGGCGUUCACAUUCUAAGAUCAUUCUUUAUAAGAGAAGGGGUUCAGAUAAAGUAGAUUUUGAUGGAGGAGGUGCCUCCUGCGGUCGCCGUGCCAUUUAGAGUAUGUAAUUUAGUCUGUGAUAAUCCAUCCUUAGCUAACUGUAUGGAUAUCACAAGACUUAAGCUGAUGGCAAACACGAGUGGCUUGUUAUCUGGUUCUGUAAUUGAGGUUUCUUCCGCUGGGGAUGAUGAACAUAGUAUUUGUGAUUUAGAUGAUGGAGUUACUGAUACUGUUGAGACUGUGUCAGAAGAGGAGAUGGAAGGGGGAGCCCCUUUGUUGGAUAUGAUCUCUGAAAAAAAAAGCAAUUGGGUUGUUGGUGCAGAUGUUACAACUCGGGAAAGCGAGGACGAUGAUUCCUUAUCGUUGGAGGCUGAUCAGAUUUUUGAUAGCUCUUGUUCCCUUUCGGUGGCAAGUGACACUAGUAGCUUAUGUGGAGAGGAUUUCUUGACAUUUGAUGCUAGCUCUGAGGUUGGAACACCUAAUUCCAUUGAAAUUGAAAAGAGAAUUUGCAGUGUUGAUAUAAUCACAAAGGCCACUAGUGUGGCUGCAUCAAAUUGUGAGGCAGAUAUUGUGAGAGAUUCCCUUUCUGUGGGAGCCAGCCUCGGAGAAGAUGUUGGAGAUGGGCCUGACCCAAAGCCAUCUGCAGUUGUUCUUCAAUUGUCUCUGGAGAGACAGGCGAGUGGAACAGUUGUACGCAGUGUUUUUGAAGUCGAGUAUGUACCACUUUGGGGAUUUACAUCCAUAUGUGGAAGAAGAUCUGAGAUGGAAGAUGCAGUUGCAACUGUGCGUCGGUUUAUGAAAAUUCCUUUCCAAAUGCUAAUUGGUGAUCGUAUAAUUGACGGCAUGAGUAAGUUCUUGACUCAGCAGAAUGCUCAUUUCUUUGGAGUCUAUGAUGGUCAUGGUGGUUCUCAGGUUGCAAAUUAUUGUCGUGAUCGUGUCCAUUCUGCCUUGGCUGAGGAGAUAGAGUUUGUUAAGCAAUCCCUAAAUGAUGGGAGCAUCAAGGUUGGUUGCCAAGAGCAAUGGAGAAAAGCAUUCACCAAUUGCUUUGUUAAGGUAGAUGCUGAAGUGGGAGGAAAAGCCAAUAAUGAACCUGUUGCCCCAGAGACUGUGGGGUCUACUGCUGUUGUUGCGAUCAUUUGUUCAUCUCAUAUAAUUGUAGCAAACUGUGGAGAUUCAAGAGCAGUUCUAUGUCGUGGGAAAGAACCAAUGGCAUUGUCAGUGGAUCAUAAACCGAAUCGAGAAGAUGAAUAUGCCAGAAUUGAAGCCGCCGGAGGCAAGGUUAUACAGUGGAAUGGGCAUCGUGUUUUUGGUGUUCUCGCCAUGUCAAGAUCUAUUGGUGAUAGAUAUUUGAAACCGUCGAUUAUUCCAGACCCAGAAGUCACAUUUAUUGCUCGGGCAAAAGAGGACGAGUGUCUCAUCCUAGCCAGUGAUGGUUUGUGGGAUGUGAUGACAAAUGAAGAGGCAUGUGACCUGGCUCGCAAACGAAUACUAGUCUGGCACAAAAAGAACGGAGUUACACUUUCCCACGAACGGGGCGAAGGAAUUGAUCCUGCAGCUCAAGCAGCAGCAGAGUAUCUGUCAAACCGUGCUCUUCAGAAAGGAAGCAAGGACAACAUCACUGUGAUUGUGGUGGAUCUGAAAGCUCAGAGAAAAUUCAAGACCAAAACAUGAGAAAUUUCUUCCUCCUUCCUUCAGCUGUUGGAUUUGUUGACUUCAUGUGAUCCAUAUUUGGUUAUGCCCAUCUAUUUUUCACCUGGGUUUGUUGGGUAAAUGAAAAUAGUAGUGUCUGUAUUUACCAUAGAGGCUAGAGCACUGCAGGGAUCAUUCUAGUACUUUUUUCUAUGUCCAUUUCUCUUGUUCUUAUAAGCCAUACUGUGUUCUGGCUUUGUAAAUCUUCCCUGUUUGUUUUAGGGAUAGGAGAUCCUGACAAGUUAUACGCAUUUGGCGUACCUUCGAUCGAAAAGGCCCCAUGGGGUAGAUACGUUAUACUAUCAUUUCAUGAACUUCUGUUUUA